CCCAGAGAGAGAGAGAGAGAGAGAGAGAGAGAGAGAAAGCGUGCGACUAGAGAGAGAAUAGCGGUUAUUAGGGUUCGGAGAGAUUCAUAGAAGAAGAAGGCGAAGCCAACGACGGUAGAAUUCAUGGAGAAGUACGAGAAACUGGAGAAGGUAGGUGAAGGAACGUACGGGAAGGUGUACAAGGCGAAAGAUAAGGAUAGCGGAGAGGUGGUGGCCCUGAAGAAGACCCGUCUUGAGAUGGACGAGGAGGGAGUCCCUCCCACCGCUCUUCGCGAGGUCUCUCUCCUCCAGAUGCUCUCCCAAUCCCUCUACGUGGUCCGCCUCCUCUGCGUCGAGCACUCCCUCAACAAACACGGCAAGCCUCUCCUUUACCUCGUCUUCGAGUACCUCGAUACCGAUCUCAAGAAGUUUAUCGAUUCCCACCGCAAGUGCCCCAAUCCUAGGCCACUCCCUCCCCCCUUGGUCCAGAGCUUUCUUUACCAACUCUGCAAGGGUGUUGCCCACUGCCAUUCUCACGGCGUUCUCCACCGCGAUCUCAAGCCCCAGAAUCUGCUUGUAGACAAGGACAGGGGCAUCCUCAAGAUCGCUGAUCUUGGCCUUGGCCGCGCCUUCACCGUUCCUCUCAAGAGCUACACCCACGAGAUCGUCACUCUCUGGUACAGGGCUCCCGAGGUCCUCCUCGGAUCCACCCAUUACUCUACCGGGGUCGACAUUUGGUCCGUAGGUUGCAUCUUCGCCGAAAUGGUAAGACGCCAAGCCCUUUUUCCUGGAGACUCCGAGUUCCAGCAAUUGCUUCAUAUUUUCAGGUUGCUCGGCACACCUACCGAGAAGCAGUGGCCAGGAGUUACUUCUUUGAGGGAUUGGCAUGUCUAUCCACAGUGGGAACCUCAAAACUUAGCCAGGGCUGUUCCUUCUUUGGGACCGGAUGGUGUUGACCUCCUCUCGAAAAUGCUAAAAUAUGAACCAGCUGAAAGAAUCUCAGCCAAAGCAGCGCUUGACCACCCUUAUUUUGACAGCCUUGACAAGUCUCAAUUCUGAAGUUGUGUUGCUGGUCUGAAGUCUCUGUGGUUAAUGGAGUCUUUACAGGGAACUUGCUUUAAUGUGGUUUGAAGGGCUGACUUUCUUUAAUUGAUGCUUGGUGCAAUCAUUUCUCAUCAUCUUGGUGAUUUAAACCUUGCUGUAUGUGAUUCACAACUGAUGUUGCAAUAUUUUUUUUUUAUUUUGCAGUUUUUUCACUUUUAGAUAUAAUAUCAGCAAGUUAACGCU
Molecule: messenger RNA, 1266 nt
Organism: Juglans microcarpa x Juglans regia
Lineage: Eukaryota; Viridiplantae; Streptophyta; Magnoliopsida; Fagales; Juglandaceae
Product: cell division control protein 2 homolog C
Exons: 3
Coding region: 124-1038 (304 amino acids)
Biological process (GO): G1/S transition of mitotic cell cycle; protein phosphorylation; signal transduction
Cellular component (GO): cyclin-dependent protein kinase holoenzyme complex; nucleus; cytoplasm
Molecular function (GO): ATP binding; cyclin-dependent protein serine/threonine kinase activity; cyclin binding
Source: RefSeq, a predicted model, not a curated record